Molecule: messenger RNA, 2088 nt
Organism: Bemisia tabaci
Lineage: Eukaryota; Metazoa; Arthropoda; Insecta; Hemiptera; Aleyrodidae
Source: RefSeq, a predicted model, not a curated record
CUUCCUCAAAUGUGGAUGAGGAAUAGUCGAUGAGGAUACCAAUUUAUAAAUACUUGGACCAGAGUCAAGCAUCCUUUAGUGUAACUGUGGCUUGCUCCCUGCCGUGGACCUGUUUCAUUUGUCUCGUUGUGAUCUUUCAGCAGGUGGUUCUAUUGGGACUGCAACACAUUCUGGUGGCUCAUUAGAAACAUGGAGAGACUACUCUACUUUGUUGUGUGCGCUAACAUUUGGAUUGGAUUUUCGGAAAGCCAUCAGAUUCUAAGCAGCGGCGGAAUGAAGGAGUGGUGGGAGAGCACUCUGAUUUAUCAGAUUUACCCACGCUCCUUUAAGGAUUCAAAUGGGGAUGGCUACGGUGAUCUAAAUGGUAUUCUUGAAAGACUGGAUUAUGUCAAGGAGAUAGGCGUGGACACAAUUUGGAUUCAACCGUUCUACAAGUCGCCGAUGGCUGAUAUGGGUUACGACGUUGCUGAUUAUCGAGCUGUUGAUCCAAUGUUCGGUACCAUGGAUGAUUUUAAGAGGUUACUAAAAAAUAGUCAUGAGAAAGGGAUGAAAGUGAUUGUUGACUUUGUGCCGAAUCAUAGUAGUGAUCAAGGUGAGUGGUUUAAGCUCUCCGAACAACGUAUCGAACCGUUCACAGAUUUCUACGUUUGGAAGGACGGUAAACGGAUUAACGAAACUCACACAACACAUCCAAAUAAUUGGCGAAGCGUUUUCCGAGGUCCAGCAUGGACUUGGAGUGAAAAAAGGAAACAAUAUUACUUUCAUCAGUUUGCGCCGCAACAGCCGGAUCUCAACUAUUACAACCCUCGUGUGCGUCGAGAAAUGGAGGAUGUACUGAGAUACUGGUUGGACUUGGGGGUUGACGGAUUCCGAGUUGACGCGGUGAAUCACUUGUUGGAGGCGGAGCACUACGCGGAUGCGCCAGCCGGCAUCAAAGGAGGACUCGGUGUCAUCGAAGGAGUCUCCAUGGUUUACAUGAUGCGCCAACCUGGAAAUUUGCAACUUAUCAAAUCAUGGCGGGCAGUUCUCGAUGAGUACGUUAAAAAGGAUGGACAAGCGAGAUUAUUGAGCACGGAAGCCUACGAUAUGCCUAAAAUUCUGAGCCUUCAGUUGGGGAACGCUACUCACCCUGGAGCUCAAAUUCCAUUUUUCGUUCGGAUGGCAUGGCUCGAUUUCGAUACCACCGCGUCAAAGCUGAACUCCUACAUCCAAGAAAUGAUUGAAUCCUUUCCCGCUCGCUCCUUCAAUUGGGCCAGGGACAACCACGACAAUCCUAGGGUGAGCACGCGAUACUACCCGGAGAGCGUGGAGGCAUGGAACAUGCUACUUCUCCUCAUGCCCGGAGCCACGUGUAUUUAUUACGGGAGCGAGCUCGGAAUGGAAGACGCCCAUGUCCGCGCUAACCAACGCAAAGACCUUCAAAAUGCCGGCGGUGAUCGCACUGAGACCCGCGACGGAUGCAGAUCCCCCAUGCUCUGGAAUAAUACCAGAAACGCAGGGUUCACGACUGCGAAAAAUCCGUGGCUACCUGUCCACCCGAACUACUGGCGGACAAAUGUAGAGGCUCAAAGGCAGGACCCCAACAGCCACCUCAACAUUUACAAACGACUCGUUGAGCUAAGAAGGAUGCCUGUCAUCCGUCAUGGAGAUUUGCGCACCUAUGUGCUGGAGGAAAUGGUAUUCAUGUUUACAAGGUCUUUCAAGAGUGAUACUGUAGCAGUGCUGAUGAAUUUGGGAUCAGAAACUGAGAAGAUUUGCGUCCAAGAUUCAGCCUCACUGUUACCGGACACGAUGUUCGUUCAUACCAGAAGUCCUAAUUCAGGGAUGAACGUUGGAGAGGAGGUGAAAAUAAGAGAUGCGGGCAAAACGGAAUGCAUUUACGUGAGGCCACAAUCGGGACUUGUAUUGAGCACAUUUCUCAGUGAUCCUAUGGGCUCAAUCAGUCUAUCCAGUGGUGCUCCUCUUUCGUCGUGGUCUUUCGCUGUUCUUCUACUAUCAAUUUAUUUAAAAAUCUUCAUCAGCUAGCACAUUACAACACAAAAUGUCAGAGAUCAAAUAAAUAGAUUGCUUUUGCCCAGCCCCCUCUAA